Molecule: messenger RNA, 1194 nt
Organism: Spizellomyces punctatus DAOM BR117
Lineage: Eukaryota; Fungi; Chytridiomycota; Chytridiomycetes; Spizellomycetales; Spizellomycetaceae
Exons: 2
Coding region: 293-1063 (256 amino acids)
Biological process (GO): L-cysteine catabolic process
Molecular function (GO): cysteine dioxygenase activity; ferrous iron binding
Source: RefSeq, a predicted model, not a curated record
CCGGCUGACUUUUUUUGUAAAUUUGGAACACUUUGCUAAAGAAGGUCAGGGCAUUAGCAGUCAUAUGGGCUUUAUCCACGGUCGAUGUGGUUUUACCCUUUGGCUAUUUUGUUUUGGUUUUUGAGCCAGACGCAAUUUUCCUGAAUAUUCUCUGGGGACCAGGAACCCCCAGACUAUAAAAAGGGCGACCGCUAGCAGUUUAUCCCCUUCGCAUCAGCAUUAAACAAAGGAAGCCCUCUUCAAAGAAUUUCUCGCCCAUUUUUGUAAUUUCCUCUGUCAAGCACCCGCACCCAUGUCAUCCACGACUACGUCCACCGAAGCAACCACGCUCAGAUUGACCAGCCCGCUUCCCACACCCAAAGAUCUCGAGGCACUCAUCCAAACUCUCCACAGAGAAAUAACUAGCUCAGACUUUUCCCUCCCCGCCAUCACCCGCCUUCUCCAGUCCUACACACCCUCUCAAGAUGACUAUGCGCCAUACGCACACUUUGAUACCUCAAAACCAUACACACGCAAUCUCGUCGACGACGGCAACGGCCACUUCAAUCUCAUGAUACUCUGCUGGACUCAAGGCAAGGCGUCGCCUAUUCACGAUCAUGCUGGUGCGCAUUGCUUGAUGAAGAUUCUGGAUGGCGAGCUGUGUGAGACGCAGUAUGAAUGGCCAAAAGAGGAUGAAGCAUGUGGGAACAGUCCCAUGAGAGUCAAGAAGCAGACCGUCCAUGGAGCUAAUCAGGUGGCUUACAUUCAUGAUCAGAUUGGCCUGCACCGGAUCUCGAACCCUUCAUCCACUCGACCCGCCAUAUCGUUGCACCUCUACACUCCGCCGUUUGACUAUUGUAAGACAUUCUGUGAAAGUACCGGGCAGGCUCGUACCUCAGGUCGGUGUGUGUUCUAUCGCGACUUUACAAAGAAGAACAAGCAGGAAGCACAGCAAUUCCCGUUGCCUAAUCCACGAGCAGUUCCCAAUGUGGAUGUAGCCGGAGCUGCUGCGACUGCCGCCUGUGGAGGCCAGAUGGAUAUGUCACUGAGAAGCCAAAGGCCAAUGUUUGUUCCAUCAAAAUGAGCUUGGGCAUCGCUUUGGGCUGUUUGUUACAACUUGAAAUUCUCAAUAAUACCACUGCCUAUACACACCAUUGAAGCGCUAGGCUAAAACUGGGCACUUGAAUAUACUCUCUAUCUGUUCUUCCCCAAGGA